AAAAAAAAAAGUGAUGUGUUGUAAAGCUGCAGAGAGCUCCAUAAAACUCCCUCCCUCUCUCUCUCUCUCUCCUUCUUUGCGCUCCAUUAUUUUGACAGAAGUCUCUUCAUAACACUGCUCCAGAAAUCCAUAGGAUAGACCUCAAGCUGGCGUGAUGGCCCAUUGUCAGGUUCUCCACUCUCUCACACACACAUACACACACACACAAACACAGAGUCCACGUCGUUAAUUUUGUUUUUACAGCAAAUUUAAUAGAAAGCAAAACAAAGAGCUUUCAAGUCCUCCAGCCCUCUGUUUCUGAACUCCCUUUGCAAGGUUCUAUGUUUAAAAGCUCUCUACUCUGCAUGUGUGUGUCAGUGCGUGUGUUUUGUUUUGUUCCUUCUUUUCAAUUUUUUAGCUUUUCAAGUAUUUUUGGGAGAAUACCAAAAAAGAACCCACUUUUACUUGAAAGACCCCAUAUUUUAUUUUCUCGUAUUAUAUACACAAAUGAGAGCCCCCUUUUGUAUUUAAAAAUAAUGCAUGUGGGUUCAAUCUGAUUCAGAAAAGAGCAGCAAUGAAUGGGUUCUAGACAGCAAGAAUGGAUAAGGGCUCAUCUUCCUCCUCCUCCUCUUCUUCCUCAGCUGGGCCGGACUCGCUCAAUGGGUUGAAGUUUGGCAAGAAAAUCUACUUUGAGGGUGUGGGUUCUGGCCUGCAGCAGCCCAAGACCGGCGCCGCGCCGCCUCUGCCGCCGUCUCCGGCCAAGAAGGGGAGGACUGCGGCUGUGCAGGGCGCCCAGCCGCCUAGGUGUCAGGUGGAGGGGUGCAGAGUAGAUCUGAGUGAUGUUAAGGCUUACUAUUCAAGGCACAAAGUAUGUGGGAUGCAUUCCAAAUCUCCCAACGUCAUUGUUGCUGGCCUUGAACAAAGGUUUUGUCAGCAGUGCAGCAGAUUUCAUCAGUUAUCCGAAUUCGACCAAGGAAAGCGGAGUUGCCGGAGGCGCCUAGCCGGGCACAACGAGCGUAGGAGGAAGCCACCAGCGGGAUCUUUGUUGUCUCCUCGCUAUGGAAGCCUUUCUCCAUCCAUUUUUGACCGUAGCAAAUCUGGAGGCUUUGUGAUGGACUUCAGCACCUACCCGGCUCUCAACGGACGAGAUUUGUGGCCAGAUACAUCGUCGGAACGAGUAAUGGGAAAUCAAGCUUCCAUAACAGGAAAGUAUCAGCUUCCACUGCACAGCAGCUCACAGAACCCUCUGUCUGAUCUUCUGCAAGGUACAACACCUAGGCCCAGUUACUCUGGUCCCGGAGCAUCCUCACACGGAUGUUUCGACGGGGUCCCCGACUCCACCAACGCUCUCUCUCUUCUGUCAACUCAGUCCUGGGGCUCAAGAACCCGGUCCACCAGCCUCGGAGCAAGCAAUUUUCUCGGCAACAAUGGGGCGCCACCCAUGGUUCAACCAUCCAUCAAUCAUCAUGGUGCAGCCAUUGCAUUUGCAUACAACCAGGCUCAUGAUGGUGGUCUGCACGAGAUGCCUCCUGAUCUUGGUCGCGGACAAACCACUCAUGGUGCCAGCAACGAGUUCAUUGGGGAGCUCGGCUUGGCUCAGCCAAACGAGGGGCACUUCCACGAGCUUGAUCAUUCAAGGGGGUAUGACACCUCCCUCCAGCAUAUCAAUUGGUCACUUUGAACUCGCACUGUGCGAACUCAGUCGAAGAUCUCGUGUUUUUCAAUAAUCGGCGUACUUGUACAACAUAUGAUGUUCUGUAGUGUUUGCUGCUUGUGCCCCUGUAGAAGACACAUCCUUUUGUUUAUCUAUGGUAUGACUAUGAAUAACUAUUUGCUGUUUUUCUGGAAA
Messenger RNA from Salvia miltiorrhiza (redroot sage), 1828 nucleotides. RefSeq names its product squamosa promoter-binding-like protein 17. The transcript is spliced from 3 exons. Gene Ontology annotation, cellular component: nucleus. The record is from RefSeq and is a predicted model, not a curated record. Bases 578 to 1660 code for a protein of 360 amino acids. Lineage: Eukaryota; Viridiplantae; Streptophyta; Magnoliopsida; Lamiales; Lamiaceae. Gene Ontology annotation, molecular function: DNA binding.